UUUAUCCGGCGAUAUGUUCGCAUACGUUCGUUUCCGUGACGACAAUGAAAAGCGGAUAGUUUCAGACGCUUCUUGUAAGCACCUCGAGCCUAAAGAUAUCAGAGAUUUCAAUCCCCAUAAGUGGUACAGGGUUUUCUGGAAAGAUGGCACGCACUGCGGCCAGUACUACCACGCUCAAGUGAUUAGACUUUACGAAACCGAGGACGAUGCUCGAAAAGCUACAGAAAAACGAACAUCUAUCCCCCAGAGACCAGACAGCGACUCUUCUGAAAGCUGCAGUACAGAUGAAGUGGACGAUCCAUCGCUUGAAGAAGAAACACGACAUCAAGCUGCUGUUAAACAGAAAAAGAAGGCUAUUGACGAGCACUUCAAAAAAAAAAAAAAAGAAUCGGGACCUCCUCUUUGGUGAUGCCGACAAAGAAAAGACAGAGACAGAACGUCUCAAAGAAGACGUCAGUAUGCUGAGGGCUCAAAACGCCAAGCUAUUGGAGCUCAUCAGCAUACUUGAAAAGGCUCUUUGCAGCAAAAUUUUCCAAACAGGUUUGGUUAUUUCCUUAUAAAUUAUUGUCAUGCACUGUUGCUAGUGUUGUAUACAUCAGUAGGUUGCAGUUUUCUUAUAUCGAUCAUGCAAUUUUGCUGUAAGCAGAAUGCAACCUAAGCUUAUAUGUCAAACGUGGCAGUGAUGCACACAUUAUUCUAAUCACUUGCAAGUAUGCUUUCGCAUACUGCCGCAGCAUGGUGUACGUUAAAGAACACCACAUGGUCAAAAUUUCUGAAGCCCUCAACUACGGUUGUCCCUGAUAAUCACAUCUUGACUUUGAAACGUAACACCCAACCCAUUAUUAUACUUUCACAUGGUAUCUCUACUGCAUGCUAUAUUUGUCAUGUUAUUUGGCCUUGCUAGGUUGCACACCCUGGUCUCUUUUCAGUCUGAGACCUAGGACGCAGCUGUAACAAGGGUGUGAUGCGCUUCCUUUUUCUGCAUGCUCUGCUUUUUUAUUGCAGA
Messenger RNA from Rhipicephalus sanguineus (brown dog tick), 1006 nucleotides. RefSeq lists its product as uncharacterized. Lineage: Eukaryota; Metazoa; Arthropoda; Arachnida; Ixodida; Ixodidae. Gene Ontology annotation, molecular function: DNA binding. The coding region runs from base 14 to 409 and encodes 131 amino acids. The record is from RefSeq and is a predicted model, not a curated record. Gene Ontology annotation, biological process: negative regulation of DNA-templated transcription. The transcript has 3 exons.